Erigeron canadensis is the source of this 2039-nucleotide messenger RNA. RefSeq names its product pentatricopeptide repeat-containing protein At4g19191, mitochondrial. The transcript has a single exon. Gene Ontology annotation, molecular function: RNA binding; protein binding. Bases 69 to 2018 code for a protein of 649 amino acids. The record is from RefSeq and is a predicted model, not a curated record. Lineage: Eukaryota; Viridiplantae; Streptophyta; Magnoliopsida; Asterales; Asteraceae. Gene Ontology annotation, biological process: RNA modification.
UUAAGGUAGGGGCUAGUUUUUAUUUUUUUCUAAAUUUGGAUUUGCAGAAAACUUGAUUUUUGAUUACAAUGAUAAAGGAAAAACUCUCUUUGAUUUCCCACCAACUUUCGAACCUCUCAACGGUUACUCAAUGGAACUACACCCUCCGAGAAGCUAUAGACCAAACCCGAUAUCAAAAAGCUCUAUUUCUCUUUUGUCAAAUGAUACAAAAGAGUUUAAAACCUGACCAUUAUACCUUCCGAAUUGUUGCAAAAGCAUGUGGGAAACUUAAUAAUAUACGUCACUCUAAAAUCAUUCAUGCCCACAUCGUAAAAUCGCCAUACAUUGAAGAUAGAUACGUGCAAACUGCAACGAUGGAUAUGUAUAUAAAGUGUGACCAAUUAAACACCGCACAUAAGGUGUUUGAUAGAAUGCCUCAAAAAGACACUGCUACUUGGAAUGCAUUGCUCUCGGGGCUAGUACAGUCGGGUGUCGUUGAUCAAGCUUUGUUACUUUUUAAGCAAAUGAGAAUUGAAGGAUUUCAACCUGAUUCGGUCACCGUGAUUGGGAUAUCACAGUUGAUCACGGGUAGGGAAGGUGUUGGGCUUGUGAAAGCUAUCCAUGGUUUUGGGAUCAAAAUUGGGGUAGAAGUAGAUGUUUCGGUUUCCAACACUAGGGUUUCUUCUUACGCAAAAGUUACGGACUUGGAGUCGGCAGAGAAGGUGUUUUCUGAGAUUAGUCCAUGCUUCAUUACGGUUGUUUCAUGGAAUUCUAUGAUAGCAGGAUAUGCUUAUUUUCACAAACAUAUGAAGGCUGUUAGUUUCUACAAAAAGAUGCUUUAUGCUGGAUUUAGGCCUGACUUAAGUACCAAUCUUAACUUGCUUUCUUCAAUUAGCCAACAUGGAUCACUUUUUAGUGGUAAGCUGAUCCAUUGUCAUGGUAUCAAGAUGGGUUGUGAUUUGGACAUAUCUAUAUGUAAUACCCUAAUUUCCAUGUACUCUAAGUGUAACGACCUUGAUGCUGCAAGACACAUAUUUGACAAUAUGUUGGAUAAGACUUGUGUUUCAUGGACGGCUAUGAUCGGCGGGUAUGCUGAGAAAGGUGAUUUAGAUGAGGCGUUGACAUUAUUUGACUCUAUGCAAGCCACUGGUUUAAAACCUGAUUUAGUUACCGUACUUAAUCUCAUUGCUGGUUGUGGAGAAAUGGGAGCACUUGAGAUUGGAAGAUGGGUUAGAAACUUUGCAGUUUCAAACGGCUUUUCAAGUAAUUUAAUGGUCUUGAAUGCUUUGAUAGACAUGUAUGCAAAAUGUGGAAGCUUAGAAGAAGCUCGUGAGAUCUUUAAUGAGAUGUGUGAAAGAACUAUUGUGUCAUGGACUUCAAUUAUUUCCGGGUGUGCUUUAAAUGGAGAAUUUGAAGAAGCUUUGACACAUUUCUAUCAUAUGUUGGAGUUGGGACUAAAACCAAACCACAUAACAUUUCUUGCUGUUUUUCAAGCUUGUAAUCAUGGAGGUUAUGUAGAAAAAGGAUGGGAGAUUUAUGAUCUUAUGACUAAAGUGUACAAAAUUAUUCCAGGAUUAGACCAUUAUUCUUGUAUGGCGGAUCUUCUUGCACGUGGAGGUAGGAUUAAUGAAGCUUUAGAUUUUAUUCAAAAAAUGCCUAUGAAACCUGAUUUUGGCACAUGGUCAUCGUUGCUGAGUGCUUGCAAAAUCCAUUGUAAUGUGGAAAUUGGUGAACUCGCGGCUCAUCAUCUUUUUGAAAUGGACCCACAAGCCGCAGCCCCUUAUGUAGAAAUGGCUAAUAUUUAUGCAUCAGCAGGAUGGCGGGAUGGAGUUAUGGAUGUUAGAAGAUUGAUGAAACACAAUCAAGUAAUAAAGUACCCUGGAAAAAGCAUUGUUCAAGUCAAUGGAAAGAGUUAUGAGUUUACCGUAGAAGAUCGGUGUCAUCUUAAUGGAACAGUUGUAUAUGAAGUUUUAGAUGGUUUAGGUCUACAGUUGAAAGAAGAAUUGGAUUUAUUAACAUUACAAGAUGUUUUACCAUGACAAUGAGCUUGGUUUGCAGUU